Molecule: messenger RNA, 1132 nt
Organism: Diceros bicornis minor
Lineage: Eukaryota; Metazoa; Chordata; Mammalia; Perissodactyla; Rhinocerotidae
Gene: OTC
Product: ornithine transcarbamylase
Exons: 10
Coding region: 1-1065 (354 amino acids)
Biological process (GO): L-citrulline biosynthetic process
Cellular component (GO): mitochondrion
Molecular function (GO): amino acid binding; ornithine carbamoyltransferase activity
Source: RefSeq, a predicted model, not a curated record
AUGCUGUUUAAUUUGAGGAUCCUGUUGAACAAUGCAGCUCUUAGAAAUGGUCCCAGUUUCGUGGUUCGAAAUUUUCGAUGUGGACAACCACUACAAAACAAAGUACAGCUGAAGGGUCGUGACCUCCUCACUCUAAAGAACUUUACAGGAGAAGAAAUUAAGUAUAUGCUAUGGCUAUCAGCAGAUCUGAAAUUUAGGAUAAAACAGAAAGGAGAGUAUUUGCCUUUAUUGCAAGGGAAGUCCUUAGGCAUGAUUUUUGAAAAAAGAAGUACACGAACAAGAUUGUCCACAGAAACAGGCUUUGCACUUCUGGGAGGACACCCUUGUUUUCUUACCACAGAAGAUAUUCAUUUGGGUGUGAACGAAAGUCUCACAGACACAGCCCGUGUGUUGUCUAGCAUGACAGAUGCAGUGUUGGCUCGAGUGUAUAAACAAUCAGAUCUGGACAUCUUGGCUAAAGAAGCAUCCAUCCCAAUCAUCAACGGGCUAUCAGAUUUGUACCAUCCAAUCCAGAUCCUGGCUGAUUACCUCACGCUCCAGGAACAUUAUGGCUCUCUGACAGGCCUUACCCUCAGCUGGAUUGGGGAUGGGAACAACAUCCUGCAUUCCAUCAUGAUGAGUGCAGCAAAAUUCGGAAUGCACCUUCAGGUGGCUACUCCAAAGGGUUAUGAGCCAGAUCCUAGUAUAACCAAGUUGGCAGAGCAGUAUGCCAAGGAGAAUGAUACCCAGCUGUCGCUGACGAAUGAUCCAUUGGAAGCGGCUCGUGGAGGCAAUGUAUUAAUUACAGACACUUGGAUAAGCAUGGGACAAGAAGAGGAGAAGAAAAGGCGGCUCCAGGAUUUCCAAGGUUACCAGGUUACAAUGAAGACUGCUAAAGUUGCUGCCUCUGACUGGACAUUUUUACACUGCUUGCCCAGAAAGCCAGAAGAAGUGGACGAUGAAGUAUUUUAUUCUCCACGAUCACUAGUAUUCCAAGAGGCUGAAAACAGAAAGUGGACAAUCAUGGCUGUCAUGGUAUCCCUGCUGACAGAUUACUCACCUCAGCUCCAGAAGCCAAAAUUUUGAUCCCAUGAUGCUUGUUAAGAAGAAACGAUGUUCUUCAGUAACAAAAUGAGUCAGUUUGUGAGGAAAG